GCGGUUAGCGCUAAUCAGCAAUCAACCGGCCGUGAGUCAUACGGACUGCCGGCUUUAAUUCUAACCUCGGAUCACCGGUGCCUCUCUCUUUCUCUCUCUUUCUUUCCUUCUCGCUUCCUUUCUCCCUCUUUCUCUCUCUUUCUAGACACAAUCUCGCCUCCGAUGCAGUCGUAGGCGGGAAAUCCCGUUUUAACGAGGGUGCACCAGCUAAUAUUAGAAAGGCGUGCACAAGCGGGGCGCGAUCGCAAAUAAUCGCGAUUAUUAAAAAUUCACACGUAUCGGCGAUCGAUCGGUCCGCCGAAGGAAGAGGUCGCCCGAGGUGGCGGCGCAGGCGGAGAGAGAUAACGACAGGCGAUUCAAUUGGACUCGCGUGCGCGCACGUCAUCGGUCACGGCCGGCCGCGUUUUGAAAAGUGCGUGACAUUCCGGCGACUCGUUCGAGCGUCGUCCGUUGAGCGACGCGGAAUCGCGGCGGAUUCUCCGCCGGAGAUGGACUGGGAAAUAAAUCGAACGCUAUCGAAGGCGGCCGGUAAUCGUCCGAUGUCGUCGUAGCCGUCCUCGUCGCUGCGUCGCGCGAAUCGGCGAGCGAGCGAGCACGCACGUACGCACGCACGCACGCACGUACGCACAGUGGUGUUUCGCAUCGUGCGCGUCAUUGGCGUGCGAGAGGCGCAAUGUUUUUGCCGGAUUAAUUGCGUAGCCGCGCGGCGAACGAGCGCGAUCUGUCCGUCUCUUUUCCUCUCUCUUUCUCUGACAGUCUUCCUUCCGGCGUUUCUCUUUCCGCUAGAGGCGCGUUGCGCGUCGUCGCCGCCGCCGUUGCGGACGUCGCAGUUGCAGGCGCAGUUGCAGUCCCGCGAGCCGACGGAAUCGCACGCGCUCUCUGUCUCUCUCUCUCCCUCUCUCUCUCUCCACCACGUUGUGUCUUAUAUAUCACGAGACUCGCCGCGAGUGAUCAAUGGUACGUCGCGAAACCGUCCCUACGUGACGACACCUCCGCGUCCCCCGUGCUCGCGUGCGAUUUGAUUCGCGCCCUCGACGAGGGGACGCGCCGUAAUUCGCGUGAAAACAACGUGGCCCGGGGCCGCGCACCAAUGUCGGGAAGCGGUCGUUAGCUAUACGCCUCUCAUUCCGCGUUCCUCCGCGCGCAUCACGCUCUAAUUGUCGCCUACGCGUAAUUCAUCAUUGCUAUGGACUGAUACGUUUGUCGCGUACAAUCGCUCGCAAGCAAGAUUUACAAUGAGUUCGCAACCGAUUGUGGUACCUGGUGGAGAACAUCGUCCCCAUUCAGAAGCACAUUCUGUACCGGUUGGGGGCUCAGCAGAUGCCUUUAAAACCAUGACACCGCCAAAUGUCAGCAGGUCUUUCAGUCAACCAGCGGAUCGACAUCUUCGACGAAGCAGCAUUCAAGCACAGUCUACACCAUUACCUAAACUUCCAUCAACUGAGUCCCUUUCAACAAGCAUAAAUAUUACAGCCGGUGCACCUCCAAUGUCUCCAGGAUUAUCUGCAAUGGGUGAAGGUAGUCAAAAAGUCGAUAAUUCUUCAGACAAGUCGUUGGAUUCUUGCAAAUUGACGCGAAAGGAAUCGUAUAAAGCACAAAGAAAAAAUUAUCGAAUGGAAAAGAAAAGGGUAGCCAAUGAGCUUUUAAGUUCUUUCAAGGAUCCAACUGUUAUUGUUAUGAGCGAUUGGUUAAAAGUACGUGGUACCCUAAAAAGUUGGACCAAAUUGUGGUGUAUUCUGAAACCUGGAUUAUUAUUGCUAUACAAAAGCCCGAAAACAAAGAGUAAUCAUUGGGUGGGAACGGUACUACUUAAUACAUGUCAAGUUAUAGAACGUCCAAGUAAGAAAGAUGGAUUUUGUUUUAAAUUAUUUCAUCCUUUGGAGCAAUCUAUAUGGGCCCCACGAGGACCGGAGAAUGAAACUAUCGGCGCCGUUAUGCAACCUUUACCAACAUCUUAUUUAAUUUUCCGAGCUCCAUCUCAAGCGGCAGGCAAAUGUUGGUUAGACGCACUUGAGUUAUCGUUACGUUGCUCUUCGUUAAUAGUCCGUUCAACAAGUGUAUUACCACGUACAUUACCGCAUGAUACAACCACGACUCAUGAAACUCAGUGGAGUGAGGCGGAUUAUGAAAAGCAUUUUGAUGACCACGUAUGUCUAAGUCAUUACAUCCCAAGAUCACCUACAACAUCUCAGAGACGCUUGUUAUUGUGUCCGCAGCCGCUUUCACCUGCUAUAACACGUGAUCCUAGAAGCGUUUGUCCCUCACCGACCCCAAUGUUUCAACAUCUUUAUCAUGCAGUCGCAUAUUGGGAAAAACAAUUGCUUGACCGAUCUCCGACACCUGGCACAGAUCAGGAGAAUGUUGUCUCUUUGAUUUCUGUUGAGGAACCAGAUGGUGGUGAUAAUCAACCGUCUGGUUUUUCACGUCCCAGUCCAGCAAACCAUCCAGCAAUUUCCUCAGCACAUUGCAUGACCAUUCCUUCUGUGCAUGUCUUAGAAUACGACACCCAUCAAGUAGUAACGCUAGAUCCUGUGUACACCUCGCAUACAGACCUGGACGAUAUCAGUCAGCCAGAGAAUGGAGUAGCAGCUGAUGCUGAAAUCAGUGUCUCGGAUAGCGAAUCUGAGGGAUCAGCCAAGGAAGAUCAGUCGGAGCCAAUCACUGAAACACCAUAUACAUCUAAUGAGAAUGAAGUUCUUGGAGCGGCUGGGGAAGUUGUCGCUGAAUUACAAGAAGAACAAAAGUCUUUGAUAUGGUUCUUACUGAAACAAGUUCGUCCUGGUAUGGAUUUGUCUAAAGUUGUAUUGCCAACUUUCGUUUUGGAGCCACGUUCGUUUCUGGAAAAACUGGCCGAUUCGUACUAUCACGCUGAUAUAUUGUCUCAAGCAGUAUUGGAAGAUGAUGCAUUUACGCGUAUGAAAACUGUAGUGAAAUGGUACUUAUCAGGAUUUUAUAAGAAACCACAAGGUCUGAAAAAGCCUUACAAUCCACUUUUGGGCGAAACAUUCCGCUGCUAUUGGCAACAUCCUAAUGGUUCAAGAACAUUCUACUUAGCCGAGCAAUUAUCGCAUCAUCCACCUAUCUCAGGAUUCUACGUGACAAAUCGUCAAGAUGGAUUUACUAUUAGCGCUACAAUUAUUGCAAAGUCUAAAUUUUAUGGGAAUUCAACCUCCGCAGUUUUAGAUGGAGUCGCUAUAUUAACGAUGCUGCCAAGAGGUGAAGAUUAUACAAUGACAAUUCCUUACGCGCACUGUAAAGGUUUGCUAAUGGGAACGUUGUCUAUGGAACUCGGCGGAAAAGUGAACAUAAUAUGCGAGAAAACCGGCUAUCAUUCAGAAUUAGAAUUUAAACUGAAGCCGUUCCUUGGCGGUGCAGAAUUAAUGAAUCAAGUCGUGGGACGAAUACGCCUAGGAAAAGAAACUCUUGCUACUAUAUCCGGAUAUUGGGAUGGACAGAUUUCAAUAACGGAUAAGCGAACAGGACAAGAAAAUGCAUUCUUCAAUCCAACUCCGGAAAUACGUAAGAACAGGUUAAAGAAAUACACCGUCCCGAUGGAAUAUCAGGGGCCGUGGGAAAGCGAAAAAUUAUGGCACGCUGUGACGCUAGCUAUUGAUAAUGACGAUCAAUUUGCCGCUACUCAAGCUAAAACCCAACUCGAAGAAGCACAAAGGGAACGUGCUAAGGAGCGGAAAAUCUUGGGACAGGAGUGGGUCCCAAAAUACUUUGUUCAAGAUAUUAUAACAGGAAAUUGGGUGUAUCGCCAUGCUGACGUGAGACCGUGGGACCCGAGAAACGAUGUAGUACAAUAUGAAGAAAAUUAUAUAGUACGCACAAAGACUAGACACAAAACACCUAUUAUGCGUACUGGUAGUAUUGUUUCUACUGAACCGCAAUCACAGAUUCCACUGCUACAAGCUGAAUCGCGUUCUUCCUUAUCGGUGCUUAAAUCUUCAAAGAGACAGCUAUCUAACAAUAUGCCUUUGACAGAGCCAGCGCAUGAUUCCGGAAGCUCAUCUGCUGAAGCACAUACCGAUUCUAGUCAAUCGUUAGGGAAAAGAAGACGUUCAACUGCUAGGAUAAUAGAUAUAAUAAAAGAAGUGGAACAUCAAAUGCUGGAGCAUGGUGAAAAACUGAAUCGGAUACAGCACAUCGUGGAGCAAGUUGCAAAGAAGCAAAGAGAAUAUGCUGAACUGCAACACAACAAAAACCUAUUUAAAAGUUUCUUGGAUGUUGUGUUUAUAUUGAUUAUUGUUUUCUUCACGUUUUAUUUUGCAAACAUAUGGAUUCGUGAUUCAAACAAGGGUUGAACAAAAUGGCUGGCAGGGUUGUUGCGUAUUUUUUCGUUGUUAUUGUUAUUUCUGUGACAAUGAGUUAUAUGUAUUUAUAUAUUUACAUAUACAUCAGUUACUCUCCCUAAAACUCUUGCAACGUGGUGUCGGUACUGUUUCAUAAUCAUCACGUGGUGGGAAGCACAUUGUUUCAAGAAAACAAAAAUUUUUUUUAUUCCAAAACCAUACAACUUAUGUAUGAAACAUUCAUCGAUGUAGGAGUUAAGCAUAAAUAGAACAUCUGAUGUGUAGAUUCAGUGCAAUGGUAUUUUUGUUAUAGUUCCAGACAGCGCAAUUUUAAAUACAGAAGCUAAACUAACAAUCUAUAUGAGCUUAUAAUGUAUAUAGAGCUUAUAUAAUAUAUGGGAAAAUAUAGUUUUUGGAUUAUUGAUUUAACUUUCAUUGCAAUCAGUAUCAAAUUGUAAUAUAAUUAUGCAAAUGUAAAAAUGUUAAGAUCUUAAUCUUUGCAGCUAAUUUAUUGUAAAUCUACUUGUAAAUUUAUUUCUAUUACCGUGUAUGUAAUAAUAAUUUUAUUCUAAUGUGGUAUCAAAUUUACAACAAUGUCGUACUCUAUAAGUCGCAUUUAUGCUUUACAUGAUUUGGUUACUUUAAUAUUGAAUAUUUGCAUUGCAUAGAGAAUAUCGAAUGUUGCAUGUUGGUAAAAAUUUUCUCUAAAACGCGCACGCGCACACAUACACACACACACACACACACACAAAGUGAGAGAAAGCUUGCAAUGCAUUAUAUUUACUUGUUAAGCUCGUUCAUGUGAUAUCCCAAUGAUACCAUGCAAUACCAGAUUUGUACAUACAAAAAAAUUUAUGCAAUCUGUAUAACAUUACUAUCCGACAGUUAUUGACAGUUUUUUUAAUCAGUAAAUGUAUUUAUGUAAUUUUUGGAAAUUUUAAAUUCAAUAAAAUAUAGUCUAGUUUAA
Dinoponera quadriceps is the source of this 5262-nucleotide messenger RNA. It is a transcript of the gene Orp8, whose product is annotated as oxysterol-binding protein-related protein 8. Gene Ontology annotation, cellular component: cytosol; intracellular membrane-bounded organelle; membrane. Bases 1236 to 4307 code for a protein of 1023 amino acids. The record is from RefSeq and is a predicted model, not a curated record. Gene Ontology annotation, molecular function: cholesterol binding. The transcript is spliced from 17 exons. NCBI's taxonomy places the organism in Eukaryota, Metazoa, Arthropoda, Insecta, Hymenoptera, Formicidae.